Molecule: messenger RNA, 1779 nt
Organism: Vitis riparia (riverbank grape)
Lineage: Eukaryota; Viridiplantae; Streptophyta; Magnoliopsida; Vitales; Vitaceae
Product: ubiquitin-NEDD8-like protein RUB2
Exons: 1
Coding region: 702-1556 (284 amino acids)
Biological process (GO): proteasome-mediated ubiquitin-dependent protein catabolic process
Cellular component (GO): nucleoplasm; cytosol
Molecular function (GO): ubiquitin binding; polyubiquitin modification-dependent protein binding; proteasome binding
Source: RefSeq, a predicted model, not a curated record
GUCCGGGCCUAAUUCUGACUUGCUUAAAUUAUUAACGCCAUAAGAUUUUAGAAAAUUGUUUCUAAAUAAUAAAAAUAAUAUCAUUUUAUCAACCAAUAUCAAUCUACAUUGCAGCAUUCCUCUUUAUUACGAAUUCAAAUACUAUAAAUUGAUUUACUUUACAUUUUUUAUUUUUUUGGACGUGCUAAUAAUAGUUUAUCCGUUUUUAUUUCCGAGAGGAAAAAAAAAACAGUAACAGCUGGAUGAACACAUUUGGAAGUUGUUUUUAAAAUGAUUUUUAGGUAAUUUUUUUAGAAUAGGAAAAAAAAUGUUUUAAGAGUCUAAUAUUAUACACAAAUGUACAGGAAUUUGUUCCCAUAUAUUUGACUUUUCUACAUAAUUUUAUUCCUAAAAAAAUUUAAAAAUUAUUCACAAAACAGAGUGUGACCAAACAACUUUCAAUUAUCUUCUCUCCUCCCCGUUUUCCUUAGUUCAGGUGGUUUUUUUUUUUUUUUUUAUAAAUUAGAAUGGUUGAAAAGCAGAUGAAAGCAGAACAAAGAGCAAGACACGUGGCAGAAAGGGCAACUGAAAAAUAAUACUUAGGCAUGCAAAUCGGGUGACAGUUGAGGAGGACAUUUCAUAUUUGUUAUACUGACACUAGUUUUGAAGCAGUACCAAUCUUCCAAUUCCCCCACCAUUUCUGUUUUUUCGUUUUCUCUGCCAUGGAUGUCAUCUUUGAACCUCAGGGAGGGGAACCGUUCAGCCUUGAACUGGGUUUCUUCGAUACUGUUCUUGAGAUCAAAGAGAAGGUUCAGAAAUACCAUGGCAUACCCGCUUCCAGACAGACCCUCUUCUUCAAUGGCCACCUUCUCCAAGACAAUCGUGACAUCCCCUCCAUCCAGAUGUUCUACAACUGCCGCAUUCAGAUGAUUAUCUCUCCAGACCCACCCUCCGAGAUGCCGCCGCCGCUCAUCAACAUCGAAGAUUCUCCGCCCCCCAACAACCUUCAAGAAGACCCAUCUCCUCCUCCGCCUCCGCCUCCACUUCCACCUCCACCUCCUUCCACCAAAAUUCAAAUACUCCUCAGAAUCCCCACCUCCAAGAUUCAUCUCUCCAUCGAGAUGGAUCUUGCUCACACCGUCGGGAGGUUGAAGGAGAAGAUUCAUGAAAUGGAGGGCAUCCCUGUUAACCGGAUGGUGCUUUAUUGGAGAGGGCGUGAGCUCCAGGACAGUCGUUCUUUACGUGACUGCGAGCUUUCUGAUCGGUCGGAGAUCGACGUCGGCAUCAAGCCAUUACCUGCGUCUGGUUCGGGGUCGAAGAGGCUGAAGCUGAUGGUGAUGUCCAAGUGCGGGACGAAGAAGGUUCCGGUGGAAGUGAACCCUUUGGACAAUGUGGGAGAGCUGAGAAAGGAGCUAGAGAAGUUGGAUCAGCGGUUUCAGUUUCAUCUGCCGCCGGAAGGUUAUUUCUUUAUAUACAAGCAGAAUGUGAUGGACGACGACCGCUCGUUUCGGUGGCAUCAUGUUGGGCAAGGUGAUACUGUGGAGAUCUUCAAUGGCUGCGUUACAGGUGGAUCCUGAACGUUGCUUCACCAUUUCUUGGUUUCUUGGUUAGGGUUACAAGUCGUUAGAACAAUUUGAGGCUACCAUAUAGCUAUAGUUUUGAGUUUUCACUUGUCCAUGAUUAAUGGUAUAAGUCUACUGCUGCUAUUCUUCAAGUGUUUCCGGGAUUUUCUUUUCUUGUGUGGGUUUAUGUUUGGAGGAAAACAACUUUUGUUUGAAUGCAACUGCAUUUCUUGAGUCA